Triticum aestivum (bread wheat) is the source of this 3240-nucleotide messenger RNA. RefSeq names its product disease resistance protein RGA2. Gene Ontology annotation, molecular function: ADP binding. Lineage: Eukaryota; Viridiplantae; Streptophyta; Magnoliopsida; Poales; Poaceae. The coding region runs from base 159 to 2933 and encodes 924 amino acids. The record is from RefSeq and is a predicted model, not a curated record. The transcript is spliced from 3 exons. Gene Ontology annotation, biological process: defense response to other organism.
CAAAGUAGGGGCGAGCUGGGUAGGCAACCAUGGAAGGCAGCGACCCACCAUAUGAGCUACCGUCAUCUGCACUAUUUUUCUCGAAUGUGCAUAUCAUAUAUUUAGUCAUCUGCAUCAUUGCGUUGCAAGAGUGAGCAGAGUCGAGAGAGGCGGCAAAGAUGGCGGAGGCCGUCAUCGGGGCGCUGGUGGGGAAGCUGCAGGAGCUGGCGAUGAGCGAGGCGCGGGCAAUGGUGGCGGUGAACGAAGACAUACGGAGCCUCCGGGACAAGCUCAUGUGGAUGCAGGCCUUCCUCCGCGACGUCGAGCCACGGCGGCGCCUGCAGAAUGACGAGCUCAUCAGGGUGUGGCUGCAACAGACCCGCAGCGCGGUCUUCGACUCCGAGGAUGCCGUCGACCAGUAUAUCCUCCAGGUCGACCUCUCCAGAUACCCAAGUUGGACUCGUGCUACCCUCAAGUUCUUUGCCAGCUUCACCACACAAGUGCGCGUGCGGCGCAAUCUUUCUAGCAGGAUCAAAUCAAUCAAUACAAGGCUAGAAGGCAUCAUCGCGAACAAGGACAGAUACAAAAUUGAGGAUGCAUCUGCUGUGUCAGUUGUGACCUGGAGACCAUCCGCUGACACCUUUACUAGUACCGAGAAGAUGGAUAAAAUUGUGCUACCAAUUGUGGCACGACAGACGCAGCUAGAUGAUCUGAAGAAAUAUUUAGAGGCAGGAACUGACACAACAAGACCAGAAGUGAUCUAUGUGAUAGGCAAGAGUGGUGUGGGCAAGACAAAGCUUGUGAGGAACAUGUACGAGGAGUACUGGACCAAGAAUCACUUUGAUGUGCAGGCUUGGGUGAGCUUUGCACCAAAUCUAAGUGCCUCCAACAUCCUGAAGUUGAUCAUUCAGCGUUUGAAAGAAGACAAUGUUACAUGCUCCAGAGGGGAGGCCCGUAAGAAUCUAAAGGAAGAGUUAGAAAAGGGAAAGUACUUGCUGGUUAUAGAUGGUGAAGUCAGCAGCACAGAGUGGAAAAGCAUACUAAAUGACCUUCCAGACGGCAUGGCCGGAAGCAAGGUAGUGCAAAUCACACAGACCAAACCAGAAUCAUCACCUUCGACCUUGCAGCCCAUUGAACUUGAGGAUCUCAAUGAAGAUGAGGCCACCAACCUAUUCCUAAAGACACUUUUCAUGAAGGAGAAAGGUAAAAAGUACUGGAAAGCUGUGAAGGAGGCUGUCGGAAAGAACCACUACGGAAAAGACAUCUUUGAGAUUACAGGUGGUCUGCCACUUGCAGUUGUCCUUCUAUCUGGCCUUUUAAGAACCAAGGAGUAUCCUGGAGAAUGGGAGAAAGUGUUUGACUACCUCAAGAACAAGGCCAUUCAAUGGAAGCGCCUCGACAGCGUAUUAUCCAUGUGCUUUGAUGACCUCCCACAUGAUAUGAAAUCUUGCUUCUUGUAUUUUGCCGCCUUGCCUGUGAACACACUUAUCAGGGCACGCAGCUUAGUGUGCAUGUGGAUGGCAGAGGGAUUUCUGAGACCAAAAGAUGGCAAGCAAAUGGAGAAGGUGGGCGAACAGUACUUGAAAGAGCUAAUUGCAAGGCGGCUGGUGAACCUUGCACCAAUGGAGUAUGAAGCUUCUGGAGAUGAGCGUGUGGCCGUUCAGACAAAAGUCCAUGACUUCUUGCUUCAUGAGGCGCAAGAGGCAAGCUUCGUGGAGGUCCAUGGUGGGGAUGACAUCCCUAUACUGUCCAAUGCACGCCGCCUUUCCCUCCAGAAUCAUAGGGACAAGUAUGCUGCUCUCGCCAACCAUUUGCCCAAGCUGCGGUCCAUCUUGUCAAACUUUGAAGAAGAAGUGGAGGCUAGGAAGGAAGAAGACCAGCUAGGUACCGUGGAGAAGGAAGAAGACCCGCUGGGUACCGAGGAGAAGGAAGAAGAGAAGCAAAACCAACAAGCAUGCCCUUGUCUCCAUCACUCAAGGCCCGCGGCCGACUCCAAGGAGAUCAUACUCAUCAAGUCUGCCAUACGGCAACUCCUGCAAGGAUCUGAGUACCUUCGUGUCAUCAACCUGCAUGGCCUUGAGAUUGGAGACACGCUACCAUCUGAUAUUGGAAAUGUGGUGCACUUGCAAUACCUCGGCAUCACCUCCUGCUCUUUGAAGCAGAUACCACCAUCAAUUGGAAAGCUCACUGGCCUCCAAACACUAGAUGUCCGAGACACCGAAGUCACGACACUCCCCGAGGAGUUCUGGAAGAUUCAGAGCCUGCGACAUGUGUUUGGCUUCCUGGUCCUUCCAAGGCGAGUCGGGCGCCUAACGCAGUUGCAGACUCUGGAGAGCAUAGAGCCAGAUCAAGUUCAUGGCUGGGGUAGAAGAACCCUGGAGAAGAUGUUACACCUUCAGUCCUUGUACAUAUGGAAGCUCCCCGAAAGAAAUGCUAAUGCCUUGACUGCUGUCUGCAAACUCAAGUACCUCAUGCUCCUAAGCAUAGAAGGUGAAAGCAUUACCUCCAAUUUGUUCACUCUUUCCAACCUUCCGCGACUCCAGGAAAUGAGACUAAAGGGGGUGAUUGUGCCGCCAACACUGCCAGAGAGCAGUGGCUUCUAUCUCCCAAACUUGACAAAACUGUCUUUGGAGCAGACAAAGGUGACGAAAGAGUUCAUCAAUAAGCUAGGUAAACUUCCCUUUCUUGCCACUCUUGCCCUAAACCAUGACUCCUAUGAAGACAAAGAUCACCAUCUUGUAUUCACAAGUGGGUUCCAAAGUCUCAAGGAGUUGGUACUGGAUGUGGCGUUGAAGAAGAUCGAGAUAGGGGAGUCAGUGUUUCCUCAGCUUAUGGUUCUGGAGGUUUUCAGCUACUCAGAUGAUAUUUGUGCCGUCAUUCAUGGUAACAGAUAUAACAUUCGAAAGCUAAUCAAGGCAAAUGGUGUCCCUAUUGUGGUUGAUAUCCUAUCCUAGAUGAAGGCCCGUGCAUCAACAAGGGAAGCUGUUGGAAGUCAAUUAUGAGGUUUAUAACAUGUGCAUGCGGUGUGCCUACAGUUGGUGUAAAUUUGUAAUUUGUUGAUCGUGUGUGUGCCUCUUCCUGUCUAUGUAUAACGUUGUGUGUACGCGUGGUGAUUGUAGCUAGGCUUGUGAUGGCUCAACACUGCAACCAGCAUUUCAAUACCACCUAUAACUAUGUAAUAAAGUGGCCAAAAACUGGUUGACAAUCCUGUUAAAUGUAAAUGUAUGAUUGAGGACGUUAAAUGAAAAUGGAUUAUAUAGU